Molecule: messenger RNA, 3246 nt
Organism: Crotalus tigris (Tiger rattlesnake)
Lineage: Eukaryota; Metazoa; Chordata; Lepidosauria; Squamata; Viperidae
Gene: DIO2
Product: iodothyronine deiodinase 2
Exons: 3
Molecular function (GO): thyroxine 5'-deiodinase activity
Source: RefSeq, a predicted model, not a curated record
CUGUUAUCUGACACUGUCAGAUACCUAGAGCCAGGUUUCCACAGCUACACUGAGAAGCCUUCACUAACAGAUUUUAUCCUGAUGCAAGAGAAGUCCAAAAUAAUCUGAGAUCCACAGGUCACCUUUCCAAAGACUCUAGCUCUGGCGCACAGAGUAUGAAGAGGGAAGUCAGAGGAAUCCUUUGAAGAAGAAGAAGGGCAAGCAAGAUGGGUCUGUUAAGCAUUGACCUGUUGAUCACACUUCAGAUCCUGCCGGUUUUUUUCUCCAACUGCCUUUUUCUCGCCCUCUAUGACUCGGUGGUCCUCUUGAAGCACAUGGUGCUUCUUCUGAGUUGCUCCAAGGCUGCACGUGGUGAAUGGCGAAGGAUGCUCACAUCAGAGGGCUUGCGCUGCGUCUGGAAUAGCUUUCUUCUAGAUGCCUACAAGCAGGUGAAAUUGGGUGGAGAGGCUCCCAAUUCCAAUGUCAUCCACAUACCUAAUGGCACUGCUGAAAGUAGCAGCAACUGCAAAUGGAAAAGCUCCAUGGGAAAGUACAGUACUGAAUGCCAUCUCUUAGACUUUGCCAAAUCUGAGCGCCCACUUGUAAUCAACUUUGGGUCAGCUACCUGACCUCCCUUCACAAACCAGCUGUCUGCCUUUGGCAAGUUGGUGGAAGAGUUCUCUAGUGUGGCUGACUUUCUGUUAGUCUACAUUGAUGAGGCUCACCCAUCAGAUGGCUGGGCUGCUCCUGGUAUCUCAUCUUCAUUUGAAGUCAAGAAACAUAGAAACCAAGAAGACAGAUGUGCUGCUGCUCACCAGCUUCUAAAGAAGUUUUCUUUGCCACCACAGUGCCAGAUAGUGGCUGAUUGCAUGGACAAUAAUGCCAAUGUGGCUUAUGGGGUCUCCUUUGAGCGGGUAUGCAUUGUACAAAGACAAAAAAUUGCUUACCUGGGGGGGAAAGGCCCUUUUUUCUACAAUCUUCAAGAGGUUCAACUUUGGCUGGAACAAAACUUCAGGAAAAGAUGAAAUCCAAAUUUACCAGAUAAGAAGUUAAGAGGACUGUCCUUUUAAAAUAAUGCAAAAAGAAAACAAGUUGGAUUUUGUUUUGAAUAGGAUUUUUCUGCCUUUGGGGACAAAACAGGCCUAGUAAAAUGUGCAAAGUGGUUACAAACAACAAUGAAUUCUCAGUGGCUCUCUGAAAAAGGAGCUGGGAAUUUUUUUCCCUUUCAUAGAACAAUACUUCUGAGAUUUUUAGCCAUGAGAUAGUAGAAGCACCCAAAACCAUUAUUUCCAGAAAGAUUAUGAAGAAUGAUAUAUCACACUCUGAGAUAAAAAGCACUUUGUCCUUCAGAGACUGUCCUGUUACAUUCCAUCAUAGCAUGUUCAGAAUCUAAAGCUUGCCAGGAUGAUGAAAUAAUUAUUUUAGUUUGUUGUAGUGAGGUACCAUUUGGUAAAUUUUCCAGAUUCCAACAUCUACUGUAAAUUGGAUAGCUAAUUGCCUUAUUAAUUGCUGAAAAUAAGAACUGGUAUUCACUCUGCUAUAAUACUUUUUUGUUUUUGCAAUGUAGUAUAGCUGCAAUUUGGAAAUCUUUUACUUUGAUUCUAUCUCUUUCAGUGCUUCAAAGACAAAGAAUUCUGUAAGAGCAGGUUAUACCCUAACUCUGCAUUGCAUGAUUAAACUGAAAUAUCUCCUAGCAAUAGUCAUUGUAGAAAUUACUUUAAUUGCUCUGAUUUUUUAGUUUAUAUCACCCAAAGUGAAUUUCUUAAUAAUUUUGAAGUAGUGAAGACUGUUAUGUUUUGGGCCAAUUCGGACAAUCUAGCUCAAAUGGAUUUCUACCAUUUGUUGUCUAUAAAAGAAAUAAUUUCUGUUGAAAAAAAUGUCUAAAUCAACUGACAGUUUCUUUUGUCUGCCCCAAACCCAAUUUUCAGAAUUUUGCUGUGAGAGAUCAGUAUUUGACUUAUUAUGUUUGAACCUGGAUAUCUCCAGGACAGUUAUGCAAUCAGGUCUGCAAUUGAUUUCUCAUAUCCAAUUCCUAUAACUGUUUUUUGAAAAGCAUGCUUCAGUAAACAUCAGUUACUGCCCCCAAAAAAAAAAAUAGCUUGUGCUUUCUGCCAGAAUAAACUAAUUUUUGAAAGUAAGCUCUUCAGGUGAAAAAUAUUAACACUUGAAGUAUUUUCUUUCAACUUAAACUAGCCUUUAAGACACAUCUCAUGGCAAUCUCAUUUCUCAUUAUCACAUUAUUUGGGGUAAAAACACAAGGAUUUCAGAGGGUGCAAUACUAUCUGUAAAUAUUUACCCUUUGCUGAUCCCACAUGAAGCUUUCAACUGGUGGAUCAUUACAAGUGAAAAAGUGCCUGUGAUCUUGGAAUUGGCGUGGGUUGGCACUUUGUAUUGGAUCACAUAAGGAACAAUUGUGAGAAUAUUACCUUGCAUUCUUUCUGCACUGAAGUAAUGUCUGAGCAAUGUAUUCCAAGGUUAUCACUGUGUAAGAAAAAAUAUUGUGUGUAUCCACAAUAUUUUGGGAACAUUGAUGGAAAAAUGCCCAGAAUCAUACACAAUAUAGAAACAAACUUGUUUUAUGUUAAGUCUGGAUGCAUGGAUAGAAACUAUCAGAUUUAUUUGCCUUUUUUUUUCAAAUUCAACAACAGUGCAGUUAAUAUUAGCUGUUAGUAUAUCUUUUUUUUAAAAAAAACACAAUUAAUUGCAUUUGAAAAUAGUGCAAGUGAGGUAUCUUUCUGUCAUGAUAAAAAAGAUAGAAUGAAAAGGGGAUGAUGUUCUACUUUAUUGGGACCGAGAUUUUAUUCAUAAAUUAAUGUGAUUGGCAUGAUGCAAUUCUUGUUGAUGCAUUGUUUACCCUAAUAAGCUGCAUUAUUGUGGUUAGCUUUUAACCACAUUAAUUUAAUGUGAAACAGAUUUCUGCUUUAGGACUGAUGAACUGCAGAGCAGCAGAAAGCCAAAUCCUUUGUUCACCUUCCAUUUUUAAAGAAAUAAUUUCCCCUUAAAUAUUAAUUUUGGCCUCAUGGCUACUAUCUCUCUUCAUCUGCCUGUCUCUGUACCCCACUCAUUUAAUGGGUGUCAAAAACAGAAGGAGUUUUGAUGAAACAGUUGGGAUGUUCAAUUUUGAAGGAAGAAGGCAAAGUGGAAUGGUUUUGAGAGAAAGGCUGGGUAGUAUUUUACUGAAAGAUGCAUUGAAAGAAAUAUAGUGAGUAGAAUUGCCCUGUUAGCAUAAUGGAUCAUUUGCCCAUUUUUAUUCAAAGUACAUAAAAA